Molecule: messenger RNA, 16952 nt
Organism: Porites lobata
Lineage: Eukaryota; Metazoa; Cnidaria; Anthozoa; Scleractinia; Poritidae
Source: the annotation of a GenBank genome assembly
AUGGACAAUUCCAGGAAUGCUAGUCUUAAACCAGUGCAAGCGUCCAACCUCCCCGCCUUGAUUGUUGUCCAAAGCGUUUUUCUUACACUGAUAAUGAUAGUUAGCGCCGUAGCUAACAGCUUUAUAUGUCGCUGUAUUCUGGUUCAUCGAUCUCUACGAACGAUUACGAACUCUUUUAUCUUUAAUCUCGCGGCUACAGAUUUCUUGUUAUCCGUGCUGUGUAUGCCUUUUGCUUUAGUGUCUGCCAUCACCGGUCGAUGGGUAUUUGGCGAGGUCAUGUGUAAGCUUACAGGGUUUCUGAUCUCAGUUCUGUGUAUUGCGUCUAUUCUAACUCUGGUUUUAGUAGCUAUCGAUCGAUAUCUGGCGAUAUGUCGUCCACUGAAAUACUGCAUCCUAGUCACGCACAGGAAAAGUGUAAUGAUGUUGGUAUAUGUUUGGCUUCAUGCUGCCGUAUGCUCCAUUCUGCCUGUCAUUGGCUGGGGACAGGGAUACAAAUUUGUGGUUGAAGAAUCAAUCUGCCGGCCGGAGUUUGGAAAACCAACAGCUGAUAACGGCUACACAAUAUUUUUAUUCAUAACUUGUUUUGUUGGGCCAUUUUCAAUAAUCGCAUUCACAUAUGUCUCUAUUCUGUUCACAGCCAGGAGACAAUUUCGCCGGGUUCAUCAAGCCAAAGUGACCCCGCCUAACCCGAUUAACAGCACGCAACCAAGCAGUUCCCAACUCAACGUUAUCACGGACUACCAUGGCGAAACCACCAUUGCUCAUACGCCAGAAAACACUGUUGUAGGAGAAGAAAUAACUUCUGCGACUAACACCUCACGUUUCAAGAAGUUAUAUACCUCAAGGAUUAUAAAGAACAGACGACGGCAAAAGGCGAGGGGUUUUAAAAUGCUUUGGUUAAUUGUGGCGGUUUUUCUAAUCUGUUGGAGCCCUUACUUUAUUUUCAUAUUCUAUAGCUCUAUUCAUCACCGUCGUUUCUCCAGAACAGUCAAGGUACCAGUCAUGCUCCUAACGUUUCUCAAUAGUGCCUUAAACCCAUUUUUAUACGGGUUUUUGAACGGGAAAUUUCGGUCAAGUUUGUGGGAGUCAAUUGGAGAGAAGUUUGCUUUGUGCAAGUGGAAACAAAACGAGACAAAAUCGAGGGUGCAUCACAUUAAUUGAGGAUUUCUGUCGCUAUCGCCAGCAACUCCUUAAUGUAUAUCAGUUAAAACAUGGAAUCGAUGCCAUAAAUCAAUUAUUAUAAAUGAUGGAUGAAACAAGUCGAGGAAGCAAGGAAAUAUACGCGGUAUCAGUGUUCACGGAAACAUUGGCAAAAUGGAUACCGUAAUUGGAAUAGCUGGCCAAUUCUAUAAAACGCUGCCUGGCGCAUUUAAAAAAAACACACACACUUACAAACACGACCCUUUAAUUUUGCUUUAAACGCCAGAAGAAUCAGUCUUAGCAUGCAAAUUGACUCUUUUGUUGAAAUUGGUUCUUAUCUAUGUAAAAAUUAAAGACUAUUUUGACGGUAAAGAAAGCAGCUGAACUUGAAGGAAGUACUCCUAAAAUAAAAGAUGAUUCCGUUUUUACAAUUCACAGGGUCGAAAACAACCUGUAUGUUUACAUUAACACUAUGUGUUAACUGUAUCUAAAGUGAUACAUUUGACAUUGUAAUUCCAAAAAAACUUGCUGCUUGUUUUCAGUGCAAUAAACGGUCAUUCUAUAUAUUUUUUUAAAUAAAUGCACAGAUUUAAAUAUGGUUCCACAUUUCGUUUCAAGUUGUUGGCUGUUGGCGUUGUAAAUUUUACCCUCGUACUCGUCAGGUUAAAUUGUACGAGUUCAUGUUUGUGCUCAAGAUUACUACAAAGUAUGUUCUCCGCAGAGUUUCAUGUGUGAUAAGACCUAGAGUGAUUUCCCACCAACGUUGUGGCAGCGAUGACACCGAGCAUAUGCUGGUCGUGAGAGAAAACUAUGUGUUUGUUUCGUUCGGAUAAGCCGUUAUGUUUAUAAGAUAGUUUUUGAUAGAUAUGGGAAAUGAUUUCUAAAAAUUAGUCUAUAGUCUUCGAAGUCUUGGUAUACGUCCUGCCAAUAAUUCACUCUGCUUUUGAUGGCCAAACUAAAAAGUCAAACGAAGGUUCUGCAAACGCUGUUUGUUUAUUCAACUUUGUCACAUUAAAAGUAGGAAGAACAGAUGGCAGAAGGAGUAGAUUAAUUAGGAACUUGUAAAACUGAAUUUUCAUUCUUUGCCGAAUCAUCCUUUACCGAGUGAAUGAGUCUCAGAUAUUUGAGACUGAAACAUUGUUUAAUACAUGUAAUUUUUAUUUCUCGAACUUUAUGUAUUGCUUCAAACUCCCAUCAAAUAAUCGAGUACAUUCAUGCAGAUCAACUUAAUACACUACCAAUAACAUUUCUUUUCUCAAAGGAGCCAGCGUAUAGCCAAGUAUAGCCAUGAUAGCAAACUGAGCGGCAAAAAUGAUACGGCAAGCAUUUUAUUUAAACAAAAACACUUUGGGAUGACACGAUUCACUCAAACGAAAGAGUUCUCUAGCCUAUUAAUUGUAAAGUAAAAGCAUCUUUGUAAAAAUUGUCUAAAACAUCAUUACAUAAAUUUUCCUGUUAGAAGAGGUUUUACCGAUCCUGUCGCACUUUCACUGGAAGCAUUCACCUUUUGUGUUUAAGCGGAGAGGCUGAUGUCAAAAAUUAAGUAUUAGUCCCGGUUCAUGAAACAAAAUCUCUGUUCCCACUAAGAAUGUGAUAAAUGCAAAAUGAAACACUUAGGAGUAUUUAUUUUUUUCGUUUACACCCACCCACAUAACACCCACUAGCUCAUGCAGGACUGAUUGAUUUACAUAAGAGGAAUUCAUUGUUGUUCUCUGACUUCUCGGCAACAAAACAAGAGAAUAGCCAACCAUGCACCAGUGUCAGCCCGGCUUUACUGAUUCAUAAAGAUACCCUAAAUUUGAUACCCAAAUUUAUAUCCUGUGUAUAGUUUCUGGCGUUAUUUUAAUUUUUUUGUUAUUAUUUGCAUUUUGUCCCUCUUUACCUAUAACUUAAGAAAGGUUUUUAUUACGAUAUUGAGCUAAUUGUAUCGGACAUAGUCUACUGGUAAGUUUACUCUUAGACGUGUUCAUUAAACAUAUUUUAGGGUUACAAAAGGAGCAACUUCUGCCAACAAUACAAGCUUGCUCACAAGGCAAUUUUUGCUCCAGAAUGGAAUUUAGAAUACCACGUUUUCGCCUUUCGGCCUUUAAAAAGUUCUUCAUGUCAGCUAAUAAAAACUUGCGCCCCCAAAUGGCCACGAGGUAAUUAUAUUUUUUGUGUUGCGGAAGAUGAAAGACAAACUCAGUACUAAAAAACCACAACAAGUGUAUCUUUCUACACAAUAAAAGCUAAAUCUUAUAUCAAGCCCAAAGGCCAUCUAAAGAAUAGGGAAGCCCCACCGAAACGACUUUUUCUUCCUUUUAUUCGCGCCAACGACUAAUGAACAAGCAAAACAAUACAUGCCAGGUAUGGGUACGGAAAUUAUAAAUCAAAUAGCUUCUGCUUUAACGGCGACCAUGCCCUUUAUCUGUCUUGUUGUUUCUCCUCACGGGAAAUCACACAGCCACGUAGUAACUAUCAAAACAACUCAUUUCCUCAAUUUUUGUUUUUACGAGUUGAAGUCAACUUUACUUUAGCAAAAUCCCUUCCCGUAAUUUUUUUAUUUCUUAAUUAGUUUCUAAAUACGAACCAGUCCAGAAAACGUGACUAGGCAGUCAGCUGGCGAUAGUAAAACGCUUUAUUUCCUUUUCAUUCCAAACUGAUUUGUCAUUUCUGUAUAGGUUCGAGUCAACGGAAACUUGGUUCUUGCUGAGGAAGCUUGAUCUGACAAACGCCUACCGAAGAAAACUUUAGAAUGCAGAAAAAUUGGCACGAUAUAAGCAAGUAUUCUAGAACACAAGCACUGAAUUUUAGGAUUUUAAAUCUUAUCUUUUUUUUCCUGCUCUUAGAACGCAAGCAGAAAAGCCUCUCUCAGCAUGGUCAGCGCCAUUUUUUUCUUCAUAUUUAAUUUUUUCAUAGCCUGCAGAGGCACAAACAGUAAAAACAGAAAAAAAAUGCCCACGUGGGUUUUACUCAAGUCUGCUUGCACUUUAGUUCGUCAGGGUACCCUGUUGGGGCAUGUCAGUGUACCAAGGGUGAAGGUAGCCUUAAAGCGUGCAUAAGCUCUGGAAAUCACUAGUUUUGGCAUUCACAUUGCAAUAUUUAGAAAUCUGCUUGAAAUAAAAUAUUCCGAUUAUGAAAUGAUGUGGAGUUAAAAUGGUCCAAAAAUCACGGUACAAGAGUUUGUAACAAAACUUUUCCGUAUUCUUUUUCCGGAGUACGAUCAAUCGAACAAACCCUAAAUCAUACAGUUCACCAGGGCUCGGUAUUUUUUUUCAUUUUCUGAGGGAAAGGCUGUGGUGGCAAGGUUGACAGUUCACAAGGUUUACCAUUCUCGUCCCCAGAGCCUCCUGGGGGCCUGAGCACGAGGACCAGGAGGCUCUGGGGACACAGGAUUUGAAGUCCUAGAUUUUAGGACUUCCGGUCAUUUCUGAUUUUCUACAACGUUUCUAAUAGCGUUCACUUGCUCUUGCAGAAGUGUCAAUGACUGUUAAUUAGGUUCAUUGCGGGUACUUCAAGCUACUACAGUUGAUGAAGAACAACUAAUCAGAUGUGCAUCCAUUGAAUUAUUACUUAAUUCAAAAUUUGCCUUUAAAGUAUUCGGUUUUACAAUUUCAAAGUCAUCUCUGAUACGAAAAAAAUGUAUUUUAUUACGCUCUGUUCCCACACUGACAAAAAAAAGAUCUGGAGCCAUAUGAGCUCAAUGCAAGCCAAAGAAGCUUAAUCAAAAGCUAUUCCAGCCCACUCUGGGGCCCAUUUCAGCCCUUGGGUCCAAAUUAGCCCUAGCUAAUUGGACUGUCUUGGCCCUGAUUAAAGGGAGCCAAAUUAGACUCAAAAAUAGGACUGUAUUUUACUCACCGAAACGGCCCCAUUUUUAGGGCUAAAACAGAUCUUUCUGAUUUACAGUGUGUAAAUAACAUACGGAAGGCGCAAACGCAUACUGUCAGCCAAUUAUAUAGCCUUUGUGGCAGGCGUUCGAAAGCGAAGGGGAAGGGACUUGAUAAAAUCCGAGUUAUUUGGAAGUAACACAUUAACACUUGUAAUAUUGAAAGUCUGAAUACAUCGUUUGUAAGUAUCGACUCGGUUUUUUAAAUUGUUAACAAGACAAAAGUUGCCAGCGGCCGGACCAUUUUGUUUAUUGUAUAGAGUAAAAUUUUGUGUUAUUACGAAACCGAUAGUGUUGUUGUUGGCUCUCCUGAUUGGUCAGCGUAAAUGAAGACUUAUUUUUCUGACUUAAUACCUAUUCAUAUAUAUCAUAAAUAAUAAAACAUAAAUCAAGAAAAUGCAAAUAGAGUGAAUUUUCCGACUCUGUUUCCUUCUCACAAGUGACAGUCUGAUGUUCCAAGUUUCAAGCAAAUCAUAUCAAAACGCUAACGAUGAACGAGGAGAAAAUUCCUCUAGUACAGGUAUUCUUAUUCUUUCUUUAGCGCGCAUGCCGGGUUAUAAGAAUUUCCAUACUUAGAAGCGACGAAACCCUAUUUCAAUUUCUUUUCUUCUUUGUGCAGGCUCACAAUUUUGGUGAAUUUUCUGGGAUUUAAUAAGCCUUGCUUUGAUUUUAUUUCUUUUCAACUAAGAUUUUUUGUAUAUAAAUAGCCGAGAACGUAAAACACGUACAGACAAGAUAAUUUUCAGUUCUACAGAAAUUAAAUAUUUUCACCGCACAAUGAUGGCUUUGAGAGCAGACGCUUGAAUUUUAAAUUUAAUUACAGACAAAAUUAGCUCGAACGUUUUCGGGUUAUUUCACAAUUUAUUACGUUUCCUUGCAUGAAAAACGUAGAGUUUUUUUUUUAAAGGGGAACCAUCGAUGUAGUUCUAAGAAAGUUUUAAACUCAGCAGAGGUGUGUGAUUUUACUUCCAAAUCACCUGUCGCUCGCAGCAAUGUAUCCUUAAUUGACAUAUGUUCAGCAUUACUUUAGAAAACGGACAAAAAAAUUACUACAUUGUUUGGAGUCGAAGCAACCGUUGAAACCUUCAGCUCAAAGAGAUCAAGGUUUUCUUUUUCAUUUUAUACUCGGCUCGGAAUUCUUAAUAGAAUUAAAACACUUUUUUAAGACCAAUAGACAAGGCCAGGAGCCAUAUUUAUGUCUCCUGGCAAGACUGAAAUAACUGGUGUGGUAUUAAAGAGACUGGUACGAGUCAAAUAAGUAUGUGUAAUCAAAUGGUGACGAGUGAAAUUAGGGAAUAAUUUCACUUGCGUUUUGUCCAAAUCCUUAUAAUUACCCAAGCCUUUAGGCGAGGCAAAUUAUUAGGAUUUGGACAAAACGCAAGUGAAAUUAUUCCCUAAUUUCACGAGUAUACCAUUUGAUUACCUAUUAAUAUCAUGGGUGACGAAUUACGUUAGAAAUCUUGGAUUUUUGACAUGUUUAUCCUGGAUCGUAUCGAUCGAGAACUCCUGCACUCUCUCUAACGUUUAGAGCUUAAAUUUGGCUUAAGUUCAGAGUUUUUCGACAAAAUACCUGUUAGAAUCCUUCUUGAUGUGCUCUUUCGUGUGUUGAGGUUUUCUAAACCUUCUUUUUUGCCCUGACAUCUUCAUUCAUCACAAUUUAAAACUUCGUCGCCAUCUUGACAUUGAGACGUACGGAAGGUUGCCAAGGCAAUUUUGUAAUUUCACAUGUGAAAUUACAAAUUAACGCUGAAAUUUCGCGCCAAAAUUAAGGAGUAAUUCGUCACCUACGAUAUUAGGUACCUUAUUCACCGCUGACCUUCAGUGAGUGUGUAUAAUCAUGACUGCCUUCGCAUAGACUGAACUAUUUUAAAAAGCGUAAUUCAUGCUCAAAAUUGUUCACCUUACGAGGACAUAAAAACCCAUUUAAUCGGUGAUCUAGGAAAUCCGGGUUUACUAUUGGUCUUAUAUUGGUUGGCUUGUUGUGGAGGGAAACACAGCUCAAUGUCGCACUUGCGCUGAAAAGAACAACAUAGCAAACAGCAAAGACAUCAUAAAGGUUUGCUUUCUUAAAUUUUUAAAAAGAAGGGAGAGUGAAGAAGAAAGCGAGUGUGAAAUAUGGCGAAAGGGAACAAAGAGAAUCAAUUAACAGAAGUAAUCUCGAAUCACUGAAUCGUUAUGUCUGACAUGCUCAAUACCUCUCGCAUUUUGCGUAACAAAAGGAAAAACGUAGGGCCAACAAAUUUUUCAUUAAGAAAGUACUAUAAGGUAUGAAUGUGUAUGCCAAAUUACCAACACACUGUGCUCAUUCAAUUCAACUCGCGAAAUUGACAAUCAGAAUUUGCAGAUCUUGGAGAUACACUUACAGGUAUGACACUCCUUUCUUAUUUCUAGUAACGCCACUUCAAAAUACCUCCCCAUUACAAGAAAAACACCUAAGAGAAGACCCUUUCGGUUAAGCAACCACAAGUUCAUGAUCGAGAUUGGCAGAUACAACCAAAUAAUUAGAUUCGAUAGUUUUUGCCCUGCUUGUAGAUGUAAUCAAAUCGAAGACGAAAUUCAUUUUCUGUUUUACUGCUCCGAAUACUCUAAAUGAGAGGAAAAUUUUAUAGUAAGCUACAAUCUCUGAUCGCAGUAUUAAGUAAUUAUCGGUUGACGAAUUGAUUAUGACAUUUUUUGAAAUCUGCUUCGUAUCUUAUUAACAAAGAAUUAAUUUAAUUCAUAGCAUCUUGUUUUAAACUUCAGAAAAAGUUGUUAUCAACGUAGUUUUUAAUCGUUAUCUUAGUUUGUUGUACGAUUUUGGAAUACUUUUAAGUUAACGGUCUUGCAAAUAAAGCUUAUUAUUGUUGCGGUUGUAGUCUGACAAGAAAGAAACUCAGUACUAUAACGUAUAAUCCGAUAUACAGUACUAUAGGUACAGUAGCAUAAACUGAUAUUCAUUACCGUCCGGUGUUUCGCUUAGACAGAAGAAAUGAAGGUUAGUUCUAUCUAACCAAAACAUUGAGCAAUUUAAGUUCCUUUUUCAGCUGUCUGAUCAGCGUUAUACACUAUGCCCAACUUUACUCUCACUUGCAUGUCGAGUCGACAGAGCGUGGACUCGCUUGGAUAAAAAAAUGUCCAAAGCACCAUGAGGCGAAAAAACCGGAUGCUCUUCCAGGCUACCAUGAGUCAUGUUUGAAGAAAUCUUGCCAGUGAAAACCUUAAAGCAGUUACUUACACAUGUUUCAGGUCAGGCCUCAGAUUUUCAAAAGAUAGAUACAUAGCACUAUGUAUAAGUUACUGACAUAACUACGUUAUGAACAACUGGAGGCCAGGAAUAUAACUGAUAUCUUUUGUAUUUAUACAGCUUCAAGCUUUGCAUGAUGAGCCUAAUCCGCCACCGAUCAAAGAUAGUCAAGGACAAGCCUCUCCCAUCGGGGAAACAGAUGAAAACGCUCGUCUCGUUGGCGAAAAUGAGGACAAAUCUUAUAGCUCCUCAAGUGGUGGUUUAAAUACUCCUUCUUCAGAACAAUCUAUUGAAGAGAAAAGAAAAUAUCUUAAUAAUACAACCACGUGAGUUCUUUUUUUAAAACAAAAGACACAAAAAGCGCAAGCUACACAUAUCAUCUGCGAGUGCGCGAACCGGCCGAACUGGUUUAUUCUCGUUACCAGAGCCUCGAGUUUCAAGCCUGAGCAUAAACUGUUAUCAUAUGAAAUAGAGAAGCGGGGUGCUCUGGCCCCAAUUGUUCAAACCCUGUAUAGCGCUAUCUGUUGGAUAAAUCACUAUCCAGCGGAUACGUGUUACGAACACCAAUUGUGUUAUCCACUGGACUGGAUAGAUAUUAAUCUAGUGAACAGCGUUAUCCACCUUUUCAACAACUGGGGCCAGGAGUUGAUAAAAGACCUGUCUGAGUACUCUGCGCAUGCCCUUGGCGUUUGUGAUGGCUUUGUGAGGCGUGUAGCGUGUCUUUAUUGUUGGCUUCUACACUCAGUUGGAUCACUAACAGUGGAUUCUUUUUAGUUCUAGCAACUGCCCUUUUAAAAUCCAGUAGCCUGGGAACGGACAGACAGUUUUAUAGAUCAAAACUUCCUUAUUAAUUGUUGUUUUUCUAUACAGCAAUAUGCAGGCCCUGGCUCAUCUAUUAAGAGGAAGCAUCGGGACGGGAAUGCUGGGAUUGCCCGAAGCCGUAAAGCACGCUGGGAUUGUCGUAAGUUUGCUUGUCCCGUUUUAGGGGCCAAUUGUUUAUGCAAGCCACUGAUGCAAGCAUUAGACGGUCUUUUUCAACGAAACCGAAGUAAACAAUGUCAUUGUAUAUUCAGACUUAUCAUUAAACUUCUACCAUGCUGUAAAAUUUUCAAGAUGUCUUAUAGCUCUGGUACCCACUAUUAUAACUAGAGCAAAACACAUGUCGUUUUAAAUGGAUCGCUUCUAAAUCCAAGUUAGAGGUAUACUCAGGGUAUGUCUACACUCUUGCGGGAGCACGAAAACCAUGUCUUUUUGUUUGCACAUAAGAACUGCAAUUUAGGCGCGGUGUCCUGUGACGGAGCGAAGCUACGCCGCGCCCGCGGUGGAUUGUCACAUAUCGGAUAUUUUGAUGUAACACUCUUUGGAUCAAUUUAAGUUUCUGGGAAAAUGCCCACCUACCCCUCCCCUAAUCCAACAUUUUGCCCUAAGGAAGAAGUAAGUGUUAAUGUUGACUUAGGGGAGGGGUAAGUGGGCAGUUUCCCGGAAACCUAAAUUGAUCCUAACACUCUUUGAGGAAGUGUAAAUAGGUACUUGAACCGUAGCGGAAACAAAUGAGUAGGAAAGAGGACUGGAACCAACUAAGACGGAAGCAAAUAUUCAGACAGACAAAUAUUCAUGAUUGAGGAUUGGGAUUUAGUGUACCAAUCCCUCUCGGCCAAUACCUUACUAUGAAUAUAUCUUUCAGGUUGGUCCCCUGGGGAUGUUGCUUGUUGCUGUGGUUACGGUUCACUGCAUGCAUCUUUUGGUUUAUUGUAGUAAUGUCUUCUGUCGAAGGUAAGCUAGAUGAUGAUGAUGAUGAUAUUUGUCCAAGUUACAGUCGCAAUCAUACCCUUUGUAUUCAGUAUUUUUCAGUCUCUUUGGUUCGUUCAAUACAUAGCCGUACCGUAGCGUCCUUCUUAAAUCUACAUUUUAUAAGAGAAGAACUAUAUAACUGGAGUGACGGAGCCCACAAACCACUUUAUGGCGAUAUAUAUCUAGCCGGAUUUUUGAAAACGUUAUUGCCAAAUAGACUUCUUCCGUCCAACAGUUUUUUUCGUACAAAAACUAUCUCCAAAGUAGCCACUAUAAAAACUAAGAGUGCAACCAUUGCUUUUUUCUCUUCUCCUCCUUUCUUCUCCCCACUUUUUCUUUUUCUGCUUUCCUUUUCCUUCAUUGGUGUGAUUUUGGAGCGUAUCGCGCUUAAAAAACCUGCUUUUUGACGGCUUUUCACUCAAAUGAGUGUAGAUUUCGUUAGGCUGGUUUUCAAAAGAUCGGCUAGAUAUGUAUUCUGCCUUAAGUUUUAUCCGUUAUUGUAAUUUCAUGAGCAGCUUCAAAUGCAUUGGCUCCUCAGUUGGUUAGAGUGCCCCCCCCCCACGUAUCUCGAGCUCGAGGUAUCGUAGAGGUAAGAGUUCGAAUCCCGGCAAUCCUGAAUUUUUUUAAGCUUUCUUUUCGCAACUGCAUAAGUCGCGUGUUUUACUGCGAUGAUCCUAACAUUUCAUUUAUUUCAUCAUUACGAGGUUCUAAAAUAUGAGAUUCAUACUUUCAUCAUCCUAUGUUGUUUCUCCACCUCCCUUUUGUUGCUUUUUUGUUGUAGAACUGGAGAGGCGGCUUUGGGUUAUGGAGAGGUUGCAGAGGAAUGUCUGAGGCGCUACUGGCCAAAAAGAGCUUAUGUUGGAAGGUACGGUAACAGCUUUACCAUUUAUUCCCCUCCCCCUUCCCCCCUACCCCCCCUCCCCCCCCCAAAAGGCUCAAAUUCCAUCGAAUAGAUUACGUAACAGUUAGUAGCAACAGCCACAGUACGGUCAGGUUGUAAGGAAGCUGAGCUUUUCCUCUGACCACUGAAUAAAUUUGCUCCAAUGGGUAUUUUCGUUUCAUCCUUGGAGAUCAAGAGAAAGUCUAAUCGGUCGGGAAAAAUGGCGCGAAGUAAAGUUCUUUAAUUUUCCUUGCGCCAUUUUUUCCCGCCCGAUCUGUUUAUUUAUUUUCUCAUUCUUUUAAACAGGCUGUUGUCGUAGAGAUUGUUUAAAGACUGAGCACUAAAUUCCAAAAGCUUUUCUCACUGUGAAAGGGCCGAAUUCACCCAAGGCCUCGAAGGUUUAUUUCACCCGCCCGUAUUGGGCGUAAUAUAAAAUGACGGCUAUUUUCUAUCACCUACCCCUUGAUUCAUUACCUUUUGUUGAACUAUUGUAAAUAGAAUGAUAAGACGAUUUUAACAUUUUUCAGACUCAUCGUGAACAUUUUUCUGUGUAUAUCACAACUGGGAAUUGCCUGUGUAUAUUUUGUAUUUAUCGGCGAUAACCUAAGACAGGUGAGAGUGCCAUGCGAGGUUUUAUUUGCCUUUGAAAUUUUUUAACAGUAUGCAACCGUAACUGCAACGACUGUCAUUCUCGUCUCCGUCAUUUUUCGUCUUAUUUCUAUCAUAUCGCCAUCAUUAUCAGCAGCAGCGAUUUAGCGAGUAAGAGUGGCGCAGUGUUGUGCCAUGCCUGGCUCCUGCUGGGUUCAAGUCCCGGUGUCGACGCCAUAUGUGGGUUGAGUUUGUUGUUGGUUCUCUUCCUUCUCUCUAGCUACUCCGGUUUUUUCCUCUCCUAAAAACCAACACCUUCAAAUUGAAAUUUGAUCUGGAACGCACGGACACGUUUAAAAGAGUUCUUAAGAACUCCUAAGUGCUUCAUGGGUGAAAAAAAAAAAAUUACAAUUACAGAAACAGUACCAGCACUAAAGGCAUAAUGAUAAUAAUAAUAAUAAUAUCUAUAUGAAUAUAUUCAAAUGCGCCUUACAAGUUACAUUAAAAUAAUAAUAAAAUAAUAAAUCUAAUAUAGUAAAACUAUCCAGUCCAUAUCUAAUAAAUAAACUAAAAAUUACACAGAGUCAAAAAUGUAAAAUUCUAAAAAAAAUAACAAGCAUACGCUUUCCUAAAAAGAUGAGUUUUCACUAAGGACUUAAAAACGUCCAUUGUCUUAGCAUUUCUAAUGUCAUUUGGGAGACCGUUCCACAGUCCCGGACCUUGAAAUGCUCUGUCUCCCAAUGUCUUUUUUUGUUUUUGUAGCAUUAUAAGGUUGUAGUAGUAGCUUGACGAUGAUCUUAAAUUAUAAUUUGUCGUUCCCCAGUUCUAUUAAAUCAAAUAUAUAGUGAAGCAUAGCCAUGUAUUGCCUUAUAGGUUAAAAUUAGCACUUUGUAUUCAACAAAAAGACACAGGCAGCCAAUGUAGAAAUCUAGGAAUGUAAUAGACUAGCCGAGCUGCACUAUUCAAAUUUAGCGAUAUGUACAGCCGGAAUCUUGAAUUAAGCUGUUACAAUAAUCAAUACGGCUGAUAACAGUGGCCCUGUGUAGAUUCACUUGUAAGAUAUUUUCGUAUGCGCCUGAUGUUGUAGAGGUGAAAUGAAGCAGCCUUACAUACUUGAUCAGACAACAUCGUCAUCAUCGUUAGUAUCAUACAUAUUUAUCGCCAUAUCGUUAUCACCGUCACCUUAUAUUACUUGAUUGUCCUUAUUAUCAUCAUCAUCCUCAUUUUCACAACCAUUCUUCAUGAAGACCAUCAUCGUCAUCGUUUAACCCUUUAGACCCUAACAUCAAAAUUCAAAUUCUCUUUUUACCCUAUGCUCAAUGUUUUGUUGAAGUAAAUUAGAUUCAUCUUGUGUGAUCAUGUCCAAAUUCUCAUGACUAAUUUUAUAAAGUUGAUCACCCUUUGACGUUGAUCACCCUUAGGGCUUAAAGGGUUAAUACCUCGUCAUCAGUGACGUCAUCACUAUUAACACAACCUUUCCGUGUUCUUGAAGUUAGUGGUUGCCAUCACCAACUCCAUCAGUGAUCACGCUCUACGAAGCCUUCCCUCCACCCCUCCCACCGUUCAUUUGAUAUAAACCUCCAAGUUCCUCUUCUUCUACGUUUCAGGUAUCCAACGCUCUGGACAUUAAAACUUGGAUUGCAAUAAUUCUUCUUCCAAUAAUCCUGUUGUCCUUCAUCCGGGACCUUCGUACCCUAGUGCCAUUCUCCAUCGUGGCAAACAUCCUCUGUCUUGUAGCUCUUGUUAUUAUACUUCAGUACAUCGUAAGAAACAUUCAUGACGUUGACAGGCUGCCUGCCUUUAGUGGGUGGAUGAACUUACCCGUCUUCUUUGCAAUGGCUGUAUAUGCCUUUGAGGGAAUUGCAGUGGUAUGUAUGAUGUAUUUGGCCUUUGAAUUUUUGCCUAGGUCUGAUGUAUCCUUGUUUUUGUUACCAUGUUUCUACCAAUAGAGUAACUCAAUGAUUCAAUGUAUCAACCUCACCGCGCAGCUCUUAAAUCCCUUGAUUCGGUUCUUUGAAUCUUUUCACGGUGGAAAACCCAUUUAUGUGGCUUUAUCGUGUCACAUGACCACCCAAGAAAACCAGUGGCGAAUCCAGGGGAGGGGCCCAGGGGCCCCGGGGCGCCCUUCCCCUAUUUUUAGACCAAACUGAGGCCCGAAGGGCCGAAGAAAAAUUUUUUGAAAAAAAACAAAAACCUUUACUGGCUCUUUGAGUGAAAGAGUUGAUUGGGUUCAUUGUAUGUCAUUGAUAGGUGUUGCCGAUUGAGAACAAGAUGGCAGAGCCUCAAAACUACGGCUGGGUCAUUAACCUUGGAAUGGGAAUCGUUUUCGUGUUGUUUUCCUCGAUAGGAAUUUUGGGAUACAUGUUUUGUCAGGAAAAAUGUCUGGGCAGUAUAACGCUGAAUCUGCCCAAUGAAGGGUAGGUAUACACUGCGUGACCAAGGACGAACGUCAACCAAAUUUGGUUUUGUCACUUUCUCCUCCGCAGAGGUUCCAGCUGGGCAUCUCAAUAAAAAUAGCAAGCGCGCGGGCGACGAUGAAAAGAGUGAAAAGGCGGGAGCUUCCUUUUUUUCCCCAUCCCAUCGUCCCCCGCGCGCUUUCAUUUCUCCCUCUCCCCAGCCUCCCUACGAUACAAAGAGGCCCGUUCUGCCGUGAAGAGAGGUUUAGUCAGAUAAGUCGACUAUAGGUAAAUCUGACGUUUCGAGUAAUAAGCCCUCCACAGCGAACAUGAAGAAUCUGCUUUUGAUGGCCAAUAACCCUCAUCUUAACAAGAUAAAACUAACUAUUUGCAUUAAACCCACCCAGCUUUGCAGUCUCAGCACUUAUGUAGAAACGUUACAAAUAUAAACACUUCCCCUAUACCGUCGCAACAUUUCCGGAGGAAAUAGAUGGCACCCUGCCAAUGAGAUUGCAGGUUCUGUGGUGCUUUGCAAGAAAAUUGGGAACUUGGAGUUAGAUCGUCACCGAAAACUUUCUCUACAGUUCUUCCCUCAAUUCGCUAAAACCUUCACUCACUAUUAUCCUACCUCUCCCCCAACCCCCACCCCAAGCGCUCCUCAUUGUUUUAAGAAGAGAUCCUUGCAAACAAAAGAAAAUCAUUUUGACGAGACUUAAAAAGGAGGGGGAGAUGUUUAGUUGGGUCUCCUAUAUCAGUUAUUUUCUUAGUGUUUUUCCUCAAACAACGCCCUUUCAACAAGAACAAGUUGAUUUACCGUUUACUCCGUUAAACUCUUUGGUUUUCUCUCUUUAAGAAUUUAUUUAGGAGUAAAACUGCUGUUUGCCAGCUGCAUUUUCCUGACGUAUUUUCUUCAGUUUUAUGUUCCCAUGGUGAUAAUCCAACCUGUGAUUCUUAAACACGUACCUGAGGAAUAUCAGGACGUGGCCGACUACGCCAUCAGGGCGGCAACAGUGACUUUUACUUGUGAGUAUCAGCCUAUUAUAGUAUUCAAAGGGGUUCUGUUACGAUGAUAUUGCUGUUUUAGGUCAAUUCUGUGCUUAAGUCAUUACUAAGCGAUUUUACCCUAGACUUUCUGAAAGUCCUUCAUUUUCUUCCUGGUUUGUUGUUAUCCCAUUUUAAAGGCCUUUUCAUACCUAUUUGGCGCGAAAUCACCGGUCGAAAAUUCUACCAGAAUUGACCAAUAGGACAGUGAGUGAUAUUUCACGCUGCUCCCGACACAGCACAUGUCAAUCAUUCUUUUUCCGCGUGAAUUUAUAAUAUGAUUCAAAUCCAUUCAGGCGAAACAAGUCGACCUCGAGACUUCGCGGCUCGCUCGGUCGCUGCCCGAUGCAUUGAAGCUCGCUUUGCUCCCCCCGGGGGGGGAGGGUACUUUAGGAAUUUCUAGGUGGGGAUGUGCCGCUGGGACCCUGGAACCUUUAACCUAUACCAGAGCUAGUUCAGCUGAAUUUUGCUACUCUAUACUAGAGCAAACUCACCAAAUCCCCCCUAUCCUAGAGUAGCUGUUUUCCAGAAACUACCGAGGUCACUAAAAAUCUUCAACCAACUGAUCAGUUUCCUGAAAAAUGAUACCCUAUUCUAGACCUAAACGCUCUGAUCUAUAUACCCUAUCCUAGAGUAAACUGCUUGAAAACCAUACCCUGUACAGCGGCGCAUACCCAUAUAGCCCAUAUAUGGCAGUACCCCCCGGGCUUUGCUCACUGUUAAGAACUCAUGAGAGGUCAACUUGUCGCAAAUCUACCUUUACUCAUGCACAAAAUGCUUCUGUAAAGUUAUGAAUACGAUUUCACAAAAUUUGUAUCAAGAAGCAUUAAUUAUAAUAAUUUUUUGCUGAUUUUGUCAUCAAUAUUUUUGCUAUCGGUGCAGUCAACUGUCUAUUUUCCUAUCAACGUAAGUGGGCGUAAGGUUCUUACGUCCACUCUAUGUACCUCUGUUCCAACUACAGCUCUGGGAGUAAAUGUAUUGAGCCCUAAAUAAAGUAAUUUUUAUCUAUUUUCAACCUCGUCCCCAGGGCGCUCUGGGGACUAGGUUGAUCUAAUUUAAUUGAUACUGUUUUUAAAGUAUGAAUAAACCACAAAAUCAGAACGUUUUCUAUACUUUUUCGCAACCAUAACAUGCAUCUGUUAUCCAUUUUGGGCCUUUUUACAGACUGUAAUGACACUGAGAUUUUUCUACCCUUUCAUAUACUUCAAAGGUAAAAUCCGUACCCUUUCAUAUACCUGAAGCCUGAAAAAGGUACCCCUUUCGGCCGGAGCCUCUCGUAUAGGACAUUAUAAGGAGUACUUCCCUAUAAUACUCUCUAGCUCUUAAGAAGACCUUAUAGUAUGUCCUCUCAAACGAAUAUUAUUAACAUAGUCCCAUUCUGAGUUUGCAAUCGCACCUGUGAACAUAUACAACGACCGGUUCUGUCUCAUCAAAACCGUUUUGUUUUAAUUUCAGGUAUUCUGGCAAUAGGCAUACCCCAACUAGAUAAUUUUAUUUCAUUGGUCGGCUCUAUCAGUUGCUCAGCACUCGCCAUUAUUUUCCCGGUGGCAAUUCACAUCAUCACCUUGACAACAGAGGGAGAUGGCCGCGUUCCUACUUUCACUUUUUUCAAAGACGCUGCUAUCAUGCUCAUUGGUCUUCUAAUGUUUCUGUUUGGUACCUACACGUCAGUGGCGCGCAUUGUUGUACGAUACAAGACUGGACACAACUAGAAUUUGUAGAUUAUGACAGUUGACUAAGAUGUAUCUUAACAAACAAGGAAGACUAAUGGUGGAUUAUGUCCGCUCGAUACGGUCAAACCAUAGUACCUUUCCACGUUUUUUUUCAACUUUUGACAUGGACAAGUUAGGGAAAGUCCGUCGACGUCAUUGGGAAGCAUUUCCGGUCGUCGCUUCUCUCCCUAUUUUCGGAGGGAGAGAAGCGACGACCGGAAAUGCGUCUGCUGUUCGCAGGCUACUGGAAAGUUUGCCUUAAUAUCAGUAAACUUGCCAAAUUUGAAAGUGAAUGCUUAAAAGAGCGAAGAUAUAG